Nezara viridula (southern green stink bug) is the source of this 4113-nucleotide messenger RNA. The record is from the annotation of a GenBank genome assembly. NCBI's taxonomy places the organism in Eukaryota, Metazoa, Arthropoda, Insecta, Hemiptera, Pentatomidae.
AUGCAUCGUAUGAUAAAUGUUAAUUUAUUUAAUUUAAUGUUUAUUGUUUUGUUUGAAAAUUACCAAUGGUCCUAUGUUAUAAAAUAUUCGAAUGGCCGUGGUUUGAAGACAAGCUCUCUACGUCGCCAUUUUUAUUGGGAAAGAAGCGUCCUAGUUGCUGUCGGGAUUAUUAGUGUUAUUUCUCGCCUGCACGGAGGACUUUUUCUUUGUUUUUAUACUGUUUUAUUUGACGUCUAGUUUCCAAGAUGACUGAUAAUUACAGUGACAAGUCUUCAGACGGAGGUGAAAGGGAUAGAGAAAGGAGAGGAAACCGGGACCGAAGUGGUAGUGGUAGGGGUGCUGCUGACGGAAAAGACAGAAAUAGUCGUAAUAAGGAUGGUGAAAGGGAUCGUAGUCCUCGUAGGAAGAAGUCAAAUAGAGUAUUUGUAUCAAAUAUACCUUAUGAAUAUCGCUGGCAGGAGCUGAAGGAUCUAUUUCGGCAACAAGUUGGUGAAGUUUCAUUUGUUGAGCUUUUUGUUGAUGAAGACGACAAACCUAGAGGUUGUGGAAUUAUUGAAUUUGCUAAUCCAGAUCUUGCUAAAGAAGCUGUUGAAAAAAUGCAUAGAUAUGAAUUAAAAGGAAGAAAAUUAGUCGUAAAAGAAGAUAAUGAUGUUGAGCGGGAUAAGUUUGGUAGAAUCUUGCCUAGAGGUGAACGAGGUCGUAGGCGGGAUGACAGACAAUCGGGAGGGUGGGGAGGUGGCGAUAUUCCAUCACUUGUCAAUGGCCCUCCUGUUGGAAGCCAAAGCAAAUGGGGAAACACCUAUGGCUUAUCUAGUCAAUUUCUUGAGUCUCUCAGCAUCAAUGGGCCUCUCGUACCAAGAUGUUUUGUCGCCAACCUCGAUUAUAAAGUUGAUGAGAAGAAACUCAAAGAGGUGUUCAGACUUGCUGGACGUGUGAUGUCAUGUGAAAUAUCUACUGACAAGGAGGGAAAGAGUCGAGGCUUUGGUGUUGUUGAGUUUGACCAUCCAGUCGAAGCAGUCCAAGCUAUAUCGAUGUUGAAUAAUCAAAUGUUAUAUGAGAGAAGGUUGUCUGUAAGAAUGGACAGAGUUGACAAGGGUGAUCUCUUCUCUAAAUUACCAGAAGGACUGAAAAGCGUUGGAAUGGGAUUGGGUGCGAAUGGUGUUCCAUUACAAGAUGUUAGCCGUAACUUACCUAGCUUGCAGCAGAACCCACCACAGGCCGCAGUGAAUCCACUGGCGUCAGCCGUGAACACACCAGCUCUCGCAGCAGCAGCAUUAGGCAUGUACCUUCAGUCUUCUCAGUUGAGGCCACUUCUCACUGCUGACCAAUCUCAGCCUACCCCCCCUCCACUUCUCUCUCAAAAACCACUCACAAGCCUAUAUUAAAGAAGUCCAUACCCCCUUAUUGUUUUGUUUUUAUCUAUGUUACUUUGAAUAGCAGGAAUACUGCUACUUUUCUUUUAUUAUAUAUAUUUUUAAUAAUAAAGGAGUCGUACAUCCAAAUUUAUUUUAGAUGGAUAUUGAUAACCUGUUUUUUUUUUUUUUUUUUUUUUAAUGUUAGAUUAUUUAUUUGUGUUCGUUUCUGACAAUGGCCAAUGUUUUGACAGCGAUAGAAUGAAUACAAUAUAAUUUCAUUUAUCAUACUGGUGCUAAUGUACUUACAGCUACGCAUCUGAGAAGUGUCAUUUCACUCUACCCAAACAUGAUUUAGCACCAUUUCAUUGUUAAUAGGUUUCCUAUCUGUUUUCUUCUAUUUUGUACGGGUAUAGUUUUAUAAAAUCGUCUUUUUACAGUUUUUAGUGACACUUUUAAGAAAGUAAAUAAAUAAAUAAAAGGAAUUUUAAAAGAUCAAUUAAAUAAUUAUGAUCGAGUUAAAACAUAAAAUAAUAUUUUGAGGCCUAUUGUAGACUCCAUCUUGAAAAGUAGCUGUUGAACACCUCUUUUUUUUCUUUGUGAUUUAUAUUCAGCAAUCUUGACUAUUGACUUUGUAGUAAAUUCGCAUUUUCAAAGAUAGUAUGAUGGAGCUAAGAACAUUAGAACAGAUGGCUUCUUCAUCCCAAGAAAUGGAAGACAGGCAUAGUGAAAUUAAAAUAGAUUUCAAAGCAAGGCUGAAAGCUCUUUAUCCUAUGGUAAACGAAGAUGAAACACCUCUUCCUAAAUCAUGGAGUCCGAAAGACAAAUUCAACUAUAUUGGUUUAUCCAAUGGAAACUUGAGGGUGCACUACAAAGGUCAUGGAAAAACACACAAAGAUGCAGCUAGUGUCAGAGCUCUACACCCUAUCCCAGCUGCAUGUGGUUUAUAUUAUUUUGAAGUAAAGAUUGUUAGCAAAGGUCGUGACGGAUAUAUGGGGGUUGGAUUAUCUGCCCAAGGAGUUAAUAUGAAUAGACUUCCAGGCUGGGACAAACAUUCGUAUGGUUACCAUGGUGAUGAUGGCCAUUCUUUUUGCUCUUCUGGGACAGGACUUCCUUAUGGUCCAACUUUCACUACUGGCGAUGUAAUUGGUUGUGGUGUUAAUUUAAUUGAUAAUACUUGCUUUUAUACAAAAAAUGGCCAUAAUUUAGGCGUCGCUUUUACUGAUUUACCUAAUAAUUUGUAUCCAACAGUUGGAUUACAGACUCCUGGUGAAGUUGUUGAUGCCAAUUUUGGCCAAGCUCCAUUUGUAUUUGACAUAGAAGAUAUGAUGAAAGAGUUACGAGCAAGAACAAGGUCGACAAUCGAAAAUUUUCCAAUUCAUGACAGCCAUGGAGAACAACAGAUGGUAUUGCAUAGGCUGGUUUCUUCGUAUUUAGUUCAUCAUGGCUAUUGUGCUACUGCUGGAGCAUUUGCCUCUAGCACUGGUCAAGAAUUCAAUGAAGAAAUAGCUUCAAUUAAAAAUAGACAAAAAAUUUUGAAACUAAUACUAGCUGGACGAAUGAGUGAGGCUAUCGAUCUUACUUGGAGACUCUAUCCAGGUUUGUUGGAAAGUAGACCCAAUUUAUUAUUUUUAUUGAAAUGCCGCCAAUUCAUAGAAAUGGUUAAUGGAAGUGAUAUUGAUUGUAACAAUAGGCAUAUUGCCCAUACUUCUGUAAUUCAAUCUACAAACCCAUUCAGAAACAUUGCUGAGGUCAAUGGAUCUUUCGAUUCUACUUCUGAUACAAUCAAUUCAAGUGAGAAAAAUUCAUGCAAUGGCCUGCAAAAUGGUUAUGUUUCAGAUGAUGUUUCAAUGUGUAAUGAUUUAGGUAGCGGCUUAAGGAAAACAUGUGGAAAUCGUAAUGCAAUUGAAAAAAUUUUAGAUUUCGGGCGCGAACUGUAUAAUUACAGCCAAAUGUUAGUUCAUGAAAGUGGAUCAAAUGUUCAGAAUAAGAAGAUGCUUCAAGACGCAUUCAGUUUAUUAGCUUAUGCUAAUCCUUGGACUAGCCCUCUUGGUUGGCAAUUGGACCCUAUUCAGAGGGAAAAUGUUUGUGCUCAAUUGAAUUCAGCUAUUUUAGAUUCAAGUAACAUGGCUCGGAAACCUCCAUUGGAGAUUGCUAUUUCACAUGCCAAAGAGUUGAUACAAUUGAUGUCCAGAUCUGGUCUGGGUUCUUGUGCUUUUGCAAAUAUAGAUGAUAUUAUAAUGAAUUGAAUUUUUAUAAAACGAAGCAAUUGACACAAUUCAAAAUUAUUUUGAAUGAAUGUUUACUCAAUAUAAUCUGAUGGAUAAAACAUGUAUGUCCUUUUGCAUUAAAUUUGGUCAUACAUUCAAAUCUGCAGAAAAAAAAGCAAAGAGGUAAUUAACUUAUUGGUAUUUUGCAGUUUUUAUUCAGCAAUAUUGAAUGAAAAGUAUAUUAUGGACAUUAGUGAAGAAAUUGAUAAGAUAAUUAAAUGUAUCUUCUGCAAUGUUCAUUUUAUAAUAUUUUUAUAUCUGUCAAGCUAUUGUCACUAUUCCGAGUGCAGUGUGUAUUUUAAUCAAUAAUGAUCUAAUGAUAAGAUUGAACUUAUCAAUAUUUAACCUGUCUUUGUGACUAAAACAAACUUGGAAGAUAUUGUCAGCUACGAAAUUAAAGAAAAUUGUAGAAAAAGUGUAUUUGAUUUUAACGAUGAAAAACUAUUAUUUUUUAUAUCAAAGAAAUAAAAAUUAAAUCAUUAAGUUUUUUC